Molecule: messenger RNA, 4837 nt
Organism: Spinacia oleracea (spinach)
Lineage: Eukaryota; Viridiplantae; Streptophyta; Magnoliopsida; Caryophyllales; Amaranthaceae
Exons: 4
Coding region: 85-4557 (1490 amino acids)
Biological process (GO): chromosome condensation; nucleosome assembly; negative regulation of DNA recombination
Cellular component (GO): nucleus; nucleosome; nucleolus
Molecular function (GO): nucleosomal DNA binding; double-stranded DNA binding
Source: RefSeq, a predicted model, not a curated record
AAAAAAAACGUUAAAUUCAACACUACCCCUACUUCUUUCUCUCUCUCUCUCCUUUCUCAUGCAACUCAACAGCAGACCUUAGCAAUGUCAACAAUGGAGGAUCAUAAAUUUCAACUUCCUCCUUCUACUCAUUGUCUUCGCUCCUCAAAAUACAGUCGAAUUUCGGAAAAUUUUAAACAUUCAGUUUUCAGACUCGCUAAUUCUGACCCAAACAAUCCCUUACCUCCUUCUCAAAUUGCCUUCAUUGAACAGAAAAUUCGCUUAACUUUCCCUGCUUUUCACACUCCUAAUCACCCCCCUUAUUCUUCUAUGAUAGAAAGUGCUAUUGAGGAAUUGAAGAAAGAAGAUGGGUCAAAUGUGGAGUCUAUUACGAAGAAAAUUAAAGAAAAGUAUGAUAGUCUGCCAUGGGCACAUAGUAUAUAUGUAAGUCAUCAUUUGAGGAAAAUGUGUGAAAACGGUGAGGUUGUAUGUACUUCUAGUAAAUUGUAUACUACACCGGGGUUAAUAGAAAAGCGUAAUAUGAAAAGUAAACAGGCGAGGCGAAGAUUGGGAAGGAAAAGAAAAGAGUUUGUGAUUAAAGAGGGGAAUUCAGUUGAAGAAAUUGAGGUUGAAGAGAGUGGAGAUGUGAAGGGGUUUCAAGAGGAAAAGGUGUUUGGGAGGAGCAGGAUGAAGAGGAGAAGGGGGAGUCGUAUGGUUGUCAAGGAAGAUGAUGAAGUUGGGGGAGCUUGGGUUGUUGGAGGAGACAAUACUGUUACCAGCACUUGCAGUAGCCAAAACCUGGGGGUUGAUAAGUGCAACAAGGAAGUGGCGGUAGAAGAUGGAGGUGAUGUAACUGGAAGGAGGAGGUUAAAGCGGUUAAGGCUGAAAUGCGCGGUUCUUGAAGAAGAUGAUGAAAUUGGGGGAGCUGCGGUUGUUGGAGGAGAGCAUAAUAUUGUUGGCAGUAGCCAAAACUUGAUGGUUGACAAGUGUAAUGAGGCGGUGGCUGUAGAAUAUGGAGAUGAAGUAACUGGAGGGAGCAGGCCAAAGCGGAAAAGGUGGAGUUGCAUGGUUGUUGAAGACGAUGAUGUAGGUGGCGGAGCUACAGUUAUUAGAGGAGAUCAUAGAAGUAGCCAAAACUUGGUGGUUGUGAAGUGUAAUGAGGCGUUAGGGGUAAAAGAUGGAGAUGAUGUAACUGGGAAAGCUAGUGAGAUAUCUGAUGAAUUGGGUGGUAUUGGCACAGUUGGUGAAGAUGACGUGCUUGAGGAGCCACAGACAGAAUUCCAAUGUCAAGUUAACAGUCAAGUCCUUUCAUUAGAUGAUGACGAGUGUGCAGAAAAAACUGAACCAGAGUUAUUGGCUCCAUUAUCUGUGGGAGUAUUGCAUGCUGAAACUGAGGGUGAAGAUAAAAAUAAAAUGGUGAGCAUGGCUGAUGAUAAGACUGCUGCUAAAUCGGUGCAUUUACCUCUUGAGUGUGUCAAGAAGUCAUCCGUGGACAGUAAUAUGGUGUUGAAUAUUAGGGUUGAUGGUCCUGAGGCGGUUGUAAAAGAAUCUUUCUUGAAGGAAAAUGAGCUUAUGAUUGUACCUUUUGUGGACAAUACUCCGUUAUUGCAUGCUGAACCUGAGGGUGAAGAUAAAAAUGAUUUGGUGAGCAUGCUUGAUGAUAAGUCUGCUGCUGAACCGGUGCAUGUGCCUGUUGAGUAUGUCAUGAAGUCUUCCUUAAACACUAAUACGGUGUCGAAUGUUAGGGUUGAUGGACCUAAGGCGGCUGUAGAAGAAUCUUUCUUGAAAGGAAAUGAGCUUAUGAUUGUACCUAUUGUGGACAAUACUCCAAUAUCUGCUGUUAAUGCUGAAAUAAAUACAGAGAGAGGGGAUAACAUAAUUGUAUGUGGUUUGUCAAUCCCAGAUCUAGACCAACCAAAAAGGAAAAAGCAGGUCUAUUCCUCCAAAAAGAGGUUCAAAGCUUGCCAAAGAAAGAUGAAAGUCGCUUCAAAAUCAAUGCCAUCUAAACCAGCUUUAGCUGUGGGUCGUAAUCUGCUUGAUCAUUUCCCUCUUCAUGAACUUUCUUCUCGGAGAGGUGUGGAGCCUAAGCUUUGUGCAACCCUGUUGGAGUCUCCAAAGGUCAAGGAAUUACCUUCUGGUCAAAGUCAACAUGCUUGUACUUCUUUGCUUGAAGAUGGUUCCAUAAAACAGCUGGAAAGACGGAAGUCUCUGGACCCUCUACACUACCCAAGGAGCCUCGAAGACCUUAUAACAGUUGCAGAUGAAGAGAAUUUACCCCUUCAACAGGUAUUGGAGAAGUGUGGUAAGCGAAAAAAGCAUGCAGGACAAUUACUGACAGCAAAUACUCCUUUACCGACUGAGGCAUCAUUAAUAUCAGCUUCAAAAUUACAAUUAAACCUAUCGACUUCAGUAAAAUCUGUGGCUAAGAACAAAGAAAAACAACCACCACAACAGUGGCGGCAGGAGCUUAAGCCACAAGAUCUAAAGCAUUGUAGUUUUGAGGCAGAUACUGCUGCUGCAACUGGAAGCAAGACAUCACCAUUGCUUAAAAUGGAAAAACGGAGAAACAGGCAGAGGCGCAUAGAACAUGAGCCUAAGUUUCCUGUAGAUUCUGCAGAAGAAAAUGUUGAUAUGGUGCAUCAGCACCAACAGAAAGGUCAAGGUCAGGAUCAAGAAAGCUCUCUACAUCUCAAACUAACUGCUGAAACUUUUGCUUUCUGUGAUGAAGGUCGUAGUUGGGAAGAAAACAAACAGACAAGGAGCGACCAUGAUCUUCCUUGUGAAUCAGAACAAUCAAUUGAAGUAACUACAGUAGAGUCUUCUCCAAUUCAGCAUCUGAAUGGAAAGGAAGACGAAGUAUAUAUAGGUGAAAUGGUAACAACUGCUUUAAUGGAGGAAAAAGUGUCAACACAGGAUCAUGAUUAUCAGAAGUUCAUUGACCAACAAAAGGAGGCAAAAGAGGUAACAACUGCCACUUAUUUCCUUUUGCAGCCUCAAUAUGUUCAACAACAGGUAGGGCCAUCUGGAUCAGCAUCCAAUUUGAUUGUUGAAGGACCAUCAGAAUCAGCAACCAAUUUGAUUAUUAAAGAGACAUCCUCCGUGCUUUGCCAGGUUGAUAAGAUCAGCAGCCAUGAACUGGUAACUGAUUGCCGGAGUGUUCUUCCACAGGUUAUGCAAUCAGGAUUUGUUGUUACAGAACAUGUGGCAUCAGAAAUUUUGCAAAGGGAGCAAGAAAAACACCAAAAGCAGCCCAUAACCAAAUCACCUUUCUCUGUACCACCCUUGCAGCAUCAAAUAGAAGACCAAGAAGACAAAAGUCAAACUGAUAGACUUCAGGAUCUAGAAGCAACUAUGGCUACUGUUGUUGAGGAAAAUGUUCGUACUUCCUAUCAAAAUGUUGAGCAGCAGAUCAAACUGGAGGAGAGAGAAAUUAGACAAAGGCCUUUGAAACAGUUAGAACUAAGCAAGGAAGAUGUAGUAUCUUCAUCAAAUGAGCAUCUUCAGCAGCAAGAAGGGAUGUCUAAACCUGCAUCUUACCAGAAUCUGAAGCGACAAAACAAACAGCAGAAAGUCCGGGGAGUGCCUCGUACCAAAAAGAGAACCACAGGGGAGGUUGUUGAUUCACUGAACUUGCAACCUCAGUUACAAGGAUUGUCUGAACUCGCAACUGGUCAACAUUCUCAGCAGCAAAGGGAACAACCAAAGAAACGAGGAAGACCUCUGAAGUAUACAGAAGAAACCAAGGGAAGUGCAGUAGCUUUAUCAAAUGUGAAUCUUCAGCAACUAGGGAUGUCUGAGAAAUUAGUUGAUGAGAAUUCUCAAUGGAAAAUCAAACAACCAAAGAAAGGUGGCACAAGAAGGCAACGGAAUAAAAUAGAAGCUACGAAGGAAGAUAAACCAGUCUCUUUAAAACUUCAUUUUCAGCCGCAAGAUUCAUGUGAACCAUCAACUGGUCUGCAAUCUGAGAAACAUACCGAACAGGUGAAAAAUAUAAGCCUUGAGAGGCCUCGGAAACAACGAAAAGCAACCAUGCCAACCAAUGAAGAUGAAGUGGCCUCUUUGAAUUUACAUGCUCCUCAACAAGAAUGGUUGUCUGAAUCAGCGAUUGGGGAACAUUCUCAGCAGAAAAUUAAACUGCCUGAAACGGUUAGCCGAGGAAGGACACGGAAACAAAUAGAAGUUUCCAAGGAAGAUGCUGCAGUUUUAUCAAAUUUGCAUCUUCAGCAACAAGUUGAGUCAUCUGAACCUGAUAAAUCGCAAAGUGAAGUUCACGGGACACCUGAAACUGGACAGGCUAUGCCACCCUCAGAUGAAGAUAUUCAUCAAUUGCCAAAGAAGCAAAAAUUGCACAGUGGAGUUCAGCGUCCUAAAACAAGAGCAAUGACUGCUGCCUCAGACAACCAGCCUAAUCAACAGGAAGAAGAGCAGCACUGUCUUGAAAAUGAGGAGAAACAGGGAAAAUUUGAAGGCCAACAGAGACCUCUGAAAGAAAAGCCAGUGAAGAUUACAGUAGUUUCCCUGGCCUCCAAAGAUCAGUUACGCUCACGGAUAAAACGCCAACCUCAGGAUAGCACAUGAAGUAUACUUAUUCUCUGCCAGCCAGGAUUAAAUUAUGGAAGGAAAAAUUAGUGAGCAGUCAACAAUCAUGCAAGGAAAUCAAGAUAAUUGUGUCCGAACUUGUAAUAUUCACACUAAACUAUUUAGUGCAGGCUGGAUGAUCCUUUGAGUCUUGUCUGUUAAGUUGUUUGAUGUAUCAUUAUGCUUUCCGACUUUUUAGUAGAUCUAAGUGUUGUCUGUUCGAAUGCAGCUCCUGUAUUUUUAUUCUACGUUUCUGAUGUAGGCUACCCUUGGACUCUAA